This is a messenger RNA of Arabidopsis arenosa, 2295 nucleotides long. The record is from the annotation of a GenBank genome assembly. Lineage: Eukaryota; Viridiplantae; Streptophyta; Magnoliopsida; Brassicales; Brassicaceae.
AUCUCUUGGAGAAGCUGAGAGAGGUUCUUUCUCUUCUUUCCACCUCCAUUUCUCUUUUUUCAACUGGUUCCUCAUCUUCUCUUUGAUUUCUCAUUUGAGAUAUUGUUUUUCUUGAUGAGAGAGGCAUUUUUCCAAGAAUGGGGAGCAGGAUGAAGGAAGACGAGCGAACCGAAAAGGCUAUCCGGAGUUUAUUGAAGCUUCCUGAGAACCGAAGAUGCAUCAAUUGCAAUAGUCUGGGUCCACAAUAUGUCUGCUCAACUUUCUGGACUUUUGUCUGCAUAAACUGCAGCGGAAUCCAUCGAGAAUUCACACAUCGUGUUAAAUCUGUAUCAAUGGCCAAGUUCACAGCAGAAGAAGUUAGUGCGCUUCGCGCAGGAGGAAACGAGCGAGCCAGACAAAUUUAUUUUAAAGAAUGGGAUACUCACCGUGAUGGUUACCCCGAUGGCAGUAAUAUUUUCAAGCUCCGAGAUUUCAUCAGGAAUGUUUAUGUGGAAAAAAGAUACAGUAGCAGUGAUCGGAGCAAUGACAAGCUCUCACGGCAGAAAUCGGAUGUCAUAGAAGAUUACAGGGAAAGUAAGAAGGCCAGUGCAAAUUUUCUCGGAUCUAGAAGUUUACACUCUCUGGAUAAAUCUGAAAUCGAAAGAUCUAGUGCUGUUGGGAGGAGUGGAAGUGAAUCUCUCAUGUUUUAUUUUGAUGACAAGAACCAUAAACAACAACAUGUUACGCAUAAUCCAAGGUCUAGAGGUUUACCAAAGAGUCCUAUUCGCUUUGAGAUAGUGGAUGAUAGGUUUAGAGACGAUGGAACUGUUAAGAGAUAUGAUGCACGUAAGGAGUCAAGAGGAAGCUCCAAAUCACUUGACCUCUCAAGUAACAAAGACAUGCCAAGCUUUCCCAUUGUACGCCAUACCAGCGAACUCAAUGUUGUAAAAGUUGAAAAAAAGAAGGAUCCAGUGAAUACUCAGAUGACUGCAUCAUCUGAGAAAAUGGAGAGUCCUAGAAGUUUAAUUGAUGAUGAUGUACCAGUUUCAGAACCAUCUGAUGAAAGCAUUAGUAAGAGUUCAAGUGAAAUUCUUACAUCUCUAAAGACCACUGAGGGGCCAGCUCCUAAUUCUUUGGAAGCUUUGUUGUUUGGACCCUCUAUUGGACCCUCUGUUCCUUCUGUUGUCCCUGGAACAAACAACUCUGAACUAUGGAACACAAGUGAUAUUUCUUCUACAGACAAUUAUACCGCAGCUAACCUCGGGACUCAGACAAUGCCAGGAAUACCAGAUAAUGUUACCUCUUUUGUCACAUCACCAACAACUGUACAUGCUAAUGCUGGUUCUUCAGGUCCUGUGGUACCUGUUGCUCCUGAUAACUUAAAUACAAAAGAGACGGCUACACCAAGUGUAGCUGCAAAUAACCAGGGACCAUCAGAUUUCUCUAUGGAACAGUCAACACUGGCUAUCACAAAUUAUGCUCAUGGAGUUGGAUCUGAGCAUGAUCAUCGAGAUGAGACACAAUCUAGCAUAAGAAAGGCGCUUCCCGAGGACCUUUUCUCUGGAGGCUUCUCAUUUGCCCCACAGCAAGUUCAUGGUCAACAUCAUGGAAUGGGAUAUGGCGUGCAAUAUUAUCAAUAUCCUAUGCAGGCUAUGGGAGCCAUAACAUAUACAGCAAAACCAGCAAAUCCCUUUGAUCUUAGCUAUGAUGAUACAACUCCAAACCAAACACCACAAUUUCCUUCCAUGGCAUAUGUGCAAGGAGGAGGCUUACCACACGUGUCAGCUCCGAUAGGGUAUUCAGAUUCUGCAAGUCCAGCUGCAGAUUCCAUUGGACUGAUGACCUCUCAGUCACCUUUUCAUACAACCGCUUUAUCCCCAAACUCUCCAGCUCUUGCAUCCAAUCUUUCCCCUGGUGCACUAAUGGGGCAUCAAUCACAGGUGAAUAUGUCCCCAUCAUUCAGGCAAGAGUAUAGUGGCUUCGGUACUGAAGGAAAUACGUUCAACGGAGCACAUACAUUUCAUCAAGCAAACAAUGGAUAUCCUUGUGAAAACCCAAAUGCUUAUAUUUCCAGAGGAAAUCCCUUUGAAUGAGAGAGAGCUUAAUGCAGAAGAUUUCUGAUUAGGAGCAAUUUUAUGGAAAUGGGAUGAGAUUAUAUAUAAACCUUUUAAAGAUUUGACUCUUAAGCAUGACUUGCUUGAAGAUGAAACAGAGGUUCCAAUCAUCUACUAUUGCUUCUUGAUCAAAUUGUACAUUGAUAUGGAAAGUUAUAACUUGUAAGUUGUAACCAUAAGAUUAUAAAUCUAUGUAAUUUAU